AUGCAAAGUCAACCCGACUAUCCUAUUUCCCCUAAUCUUCGGCAGUAUCCUCGUCGACACUUCCACCUCCCGACGGACAUUACCUUGACCCAUGACAAACGCCUCCCGUUUGCGAAAUGGGUCAGCAAAGUGGACUCCAAGCGCAAGAUGUCUAUGAAUGCCAUAGCCCCUACAUCAGUUACGCGUUGUCACCUAUCCACGCUGAAUCCGAGACUACAUUUAACCUUGUUAGAUGGCAGCCCUGAUAUAGAAGUAUAUAGUAUGAGUUGCGUAAUCUACGGGAUUUGCCAUUCUGAUCCACGUCCUCCGUGGGCUAUGGGGUGGGGACUGUCAACAUCGGGCUGUUGUAUCAUUGGUUCUGACGGAAGUUUAAUAUGGAGAUUGAAGUGA
Penicillium coprophilum is the source of this 390-nucleotide messenger RNA. RefSeq lists its product as uncharacterized. The transcript has 2 exons. The record is from RefSeq and is a predicted model, not a curated record. Lineage: Eukaryota; Fungi; Ascomycota; Eurotiomycetes; Eurotiales; Aspergillaceae. Bases 1 to 390 code for a protein of 129 amino acids.